Molecule: messenger RNA, 2412 nt
Organism: Stegastes partitus (bicolor damselfish)
Lineage: Eukaryota; Metazoa; Chordata; Actinopteri; Pomacentridae
Product: cadherin-12
Exons: 12
Coding region: 1-2412 (803 amino acids)
Biological process (GO): cell-cell adhesion mediated by cadherin; calcium-dependent cell-cell adhesion; adherens junction organization
Cellular component (GO): adherens junction; catenin complex; plasma membrane
Molecular function (GO): calcium ion binding; beta-catenin binding; cadherin binding
Source: RefSeq, a predicted model, not a curated record
AUGCUAACAAGGAACUGCCUGCUGCUGUUCCUGUGGGGUCUUGUCAACGAGGGCUCGGUCUCGUCUUUGCGUCCGCCUUCGCCGCCGCUGGGACGGAGCAGGACGGGGAGGGAGCACGCCAGGAGCUCGGCGGGCCCGAUGAGGAAUGGGGCGGCUGGAUUUCAGCGGGUCAAAAGGGGCUGGGUGUGGAACCAGUUCUUCGUGCUGGAGGAGUACAUGGGGUCCGACCCGCAGUACGUGGGCAAGCUGCACACUGACCUCGAUAAGGGGGACAGUGCGGUGAAGUACACCCUCUCUGGGGACGGGGCCGGCUCCAUUUUCACAAUUGACCAAACAACGGGGGACAUCCAUGCCUUAAGGAGUCUUGACAGGGAGGAGAAGCCUUACUACACCCUGCGCGCCCAGGCGGUCGACAUCAACACCAAUAGGCCCCUGGAGCCGGAAUCAGAAUUCGUAAUCAAGGUCCAAGAUAUCAAUGACAACGAGCCAAAGUUCCUGGAGGGACCGUACACGGCCAGCGUUCCCGAGAUGUCACCAGUCGGGACGUACGUGACGCAAGUAACAGCCACGGAUGCGGACGACCCGACGUAUGGAAACAGCGCCAGGGUGGUGUACAGCAUCCUGCACGGCCAGCCCUACUUCUCCGUGGAUCCCAAAACAGGGGUGAUAAAGACAGCCUUGCCCAACAUGGACCGAGAGGUGAAGGAACAGUACCAGGUAUUAAUCCAGGCCAAGGACAUGGGGGGUCAGCUGGGAGGCCUGGCCGGGACCACCACCGUCAACAUCACCCUCAGCGACGUCAACGAUAACCCGCCCCGGUUCUCCAAAAGUUUCUUUCACCUGAGAGUUCCCGAGUCGUCCUCGGUGGGAUCCGCCGUCGGGAGAAUCAAAGCGCACGACUUGGACAUCGGGAGGAACGCCGAGGUGGAGUACACCAUCGUGCCGGGCGACGGCGGCGCCAUGUUCGACAUCACCACCAACGAGCACAACCAGGAGGGGAUCAUCAUAGUAAAGAAGCCCCUGGACUAUGAAACCAAGAAGGCGUACACCUUUAAGGUUGAUGCUUCCAAUGCUCAUCUGGAUCCACGGUUUCAGAGCUUUGGGGCCUUCAAAGACACAGCAACAGUGAAGAUUAACGUUUUGGAUGUGGAUGAGCCCCCGGUGUUCAAUAAGCCCUCCUAUGUGAUGGAUGUGUACGAGGACACACCUGCGGGCACCAUCAUUGGAGCAGUGACAGCUCAGGAUUUAGACGCCAGCAGCAGUCCAGUCAGGUAUUCCAUUGACUGGAAGAGCGACCUGGACAGCUACUUUGACAUUGAUCCAGUGGAGGGAACGAUUUCCACCAACGAACUCCUCGACAGGGAGAGCAUCGCUCAGCACAAUAUCUCCAUCGUGGCGACCAAACUUAACAGUCCGGUUCUGACCAGCCGGGUGGCCGUCACCGUCCACGUGCUGGACAUCAACGAGUUCCCGCCUGAGCUGGCCAGUCCCUACGAGACCUUCGUGUGUGAAAACGCCAAAGUGGGACAGGUGAUCCAAACGUUCAGCGCAAAAGACCAGGAUCUACCGACCGCCGGACAACAGUUCUCCUUCAGGUCAACAAAAGAAGAUCUAAAAAACAAGAACUUCACCAUCCGGGACUUUGGAAAUAACACAGCUGGAAUCGUGACCAAGCGCGGCGGGUUCAGACGGCGUUUGCAGGAGAUCUACUUCCUCCCUGUGGUGAUCGAAGACAACGGAUACCCGCCCAAGAGCAGCACGGGCACGUUGACCAUCCGCGUGUGUGGCUGCGAAUCGGACGGUUCCCUGUUGACCUGCAGCGCGGAGGCCAUCUUCCUCCCCGUCGGUCUCAGCACAGGAGCUCUGAUCGCCAUUCUUCUAUGUAUCGUCAUCCUGUUAGUGAUCGUGGUGCUCUACGUGGGUUUGAGACGGCAGAAGAAAAAGGAAACCCUCAUGUCAUCCAAAGAGGACAUCCGGGAUAAUGUGAUCCACUACGACGACGAGGGAGGCGGGGAAGAGGACACGCACGCCUUCGACAUGGGGACGCUUCGCAAUCCCAAGGUUGUCAAGGAGAACCUGUACCGCAGGGACGUCAAACCUGAGUUGAAGAGAGGCCCCAAGCCGCCCGUCUCUCAGGACAGCGCCGACAUCCGAGACUUCAUCAACCAGCGUCUGAAAGAGCACGACACGGACAACUCGGCGCCGCCCUACGACUCCUUGGCCACGUACGCCUACGAGGGCGACGGCUCGGUGGCCGAGUCGCUCAGCUCCAUCGAGUCCCUCGCAAUAGACCUCGAGGAGGACUAUGAUUACCUCAGCGACUGGGGGCCCCGCUUUAAGACACUGGCAGGGAUUUUCGGGGAACAGUCGGAAACUCAGUCGGACUCAACAACCACGGAGAACACACAUUGA